AUGAACAGAAAGACUCCAAAUUCCAUGGCUUCUUCUUCUCCGCCAAUGAGUUCUCGACCCUCAAUCCAUCCUCCCCUUCUUCACCUCCUCGUCAUUCUUCAACUACUACUGUUCCUACCCUCUUGCACAAUCGCCCAGCCGCCGCCAUUCGUCAUCUCGAACUGCGCCAAUCAGGUCGGCUUCGGAAGCUGGAAAGCAAGGGGUGGCUAUCAUCUUGGGACCAUUCUUCAUGCUUUUGCUCAUCAGUAUCCAAAUACUACUGAUCCGAUGAUCAUUGAGACUCUGGCCUUGCGCGAUGCUAUGCGCUACUGUGUGCACGAAGGGUUGGAAUCGGCCUUGUUUCUGGGGGAUGCGAAAGUUCUUAUCGAUCAUUGCAAUAAUGGGAUCACUCAUGAUGCGAAGUGCUUGCCGGAUCUGUCGGCACAGCAGUGUGAGGACUGCCUUGUCGGAGCCGUCGGCCGGAUCCCGAAUUGCUGCGGCGGGAAAGUCGGCGGACGAGUUAUCCAACCGACUUGCAAUUUGAGAUUCGAGACUUACCGAUUUCAUGCCGAGACGGCGGCGCCGCCCCCUCUCCGACCGUAUCGCCGCCUACACCGCCGGUUUUUUCUCCGUCGCCGCCUCCAGAAGGGGCAAAGGAAGUGA
Molecule: messenger RNA, 642 nt
Organism: Linum tenue
Lineage: Eukaryota; Viridiplantae; Streptophyta; Magnoliopsida; Malpighiales; Linaceae
Source: the annotation of a GenBank genome assembly